Pieris macdunnoughi is the source of this 1740-nucleotide messenger RNA. NCBI's taxonomy places the organism in Eukaryota, Metazoa, Arthropoda, Insecta, Lepidoptera, Pieridae. The record is from the annotation of a GenBank genome assembly.
AUGGAAAUGGAAAAUGUAUCUGAUAUGGUUACAAGAAUGCAAAAGUUUUCGUGGACGACGCAAAACGAUUACCUACUCGGAGGACGGAACAUGAAAAUAUUGCCUGUUUCUAUGUCUCUUGUAGCCAGUUUCAUAUCUGGGAUAACUUUGUUAGGAUCUCCAACAGAAGUGUACAUGUAUGGAACUCAGUAUUCAUACAUUAUUAUCGGCAUAUUCCUUAUGUCAGUUUUCAUGACACAAAUAUACUUACCAGUAUUUCACGAGCUCAAGAUGACGUCAAACUACGAGUACUUGUCUUUACGAUUUGACAACAAAGUUAGAUUGUUUGGUUCGGUGCUUUUUGUGUUUGCCAUGAUUGGUUGGUUACCAAUAGUAAUAUAUGUACCAGCUUUGGCAUUUAAUCAAGUGACCGGAGUAAAUAUACACGUCAUAACACCCAUUGUGUGCUUAGUUUGCAUUUUUUAUACGAGCGCUGGUGGUCUUCAGGCGGUAGUAUGGACCGAUGUCAUACAAAUAACAGUGAUGUUAGGAGCUAUGGCUCUCGUAGCUAUAAAAGGCACGUUGGAUGUCGGAGGAUUUGGAGUCGUAUGGCAGCGAAAUAUGGAAAGUGGAAGAAUCGAAGCACCUAACUGGGAUUUUAAUCCUACCACCCGACAUACAAUAUGGAACCUAGUCAUCGGGGGCGUGAUUUACUGGCUUCAAGCCAACUCUGUCAACCAAACCAUGGUUCAACGGUAUCUCGCAUUACCCACAUUGCGAGCUGCCAAAUGGUCAGUGUGUCUGUUUUGUAUUGGAAUAUCAAUCCUAUACUGCUUUUGUUUAUAUUGUGGACUAUUGAUUUACGCGAGAUUUUACAAUUGUGACCCUCUUCAAACGAAGUUGGCGAAGGCAAAAGACCAGCUACUACCACUGUUGGUGAUGGAUGUUCUUGGUGACUUACCGGGCCUACCGGGUGUCUUCCUUGCUGGUAUAUUUAGCGCAGCAUUAAGUUCUCUUUCUACGAGUCUUAACUCGAUGUCCGCGGUUGUACUUGAAGAUUUUUAUAAGCCGUUCUACAAGAGACAGCUAACAGAUACACAGACAAACUGGCUGUUACGAGGUGUAGUUGUUUUCACUGGAGUGCUAUGUUUAGCUUUAACCUUUGUCGUUGAGAAGCUCGGUACAAUCCUUCAAUUAACAAUGACGUUGGAAGCGAUUACAAUGGGUCCACAACUUGGAGUGUUCACUAUGGGGAUAUUGAUCCCGUGGGUUGAUGGAUUGGGUGCUUUAAUAGGAGGCCUCAGCGGAUUAGUAGUAAUGGCAUGGUGGUGUUUAUCAGCUCAAUUAGCCAUCGCUAGUGGUCAUAUAACCCGCUCACACAAACCUCUUAGUGUUGAUGGCUGCCUUUAUAACUACACUUUGAAUGCUAACAAUGUGCACGUUACGGAAAGUGUGCAAGUUAAUCCAGUGCUUCAUGUAUCGUACAUGUGGUAUACACUAGCGGGCUGCUUAAUUACUAUGUGUGUGGGUAUGGCCGUAGCGGGGGUAAACAAAGCCUUAGGUAAAGCAUAUGUGCCUCCUGCACCAAAGUUACUUGCGCCGCAGAUAAGGGGGUUCUUCAGGGACCCACCUCAUCCAAAGGAGGAGCCUUUUAUAAACGCAUAUGAUAGCCAAAAGGAAAAAACACAAAACUCAACUUCAAUAAGCAUGAAGCCAAUAAAGGAGAUUGAAGAAAUAAGCCCAAACUUAACGUUAACUUAG